AUGACCAAAGACAGUGCAAACAUUGAUAAAGACCAAACUCCUAGGACAAAAUGCCGUAAGAAGGAAUUUGUCCCACCGGACGGGGGUUGGGGCUGGAUUGUAUGUUUCACGUCGCUCAUGGCAAAUGGAACAGCUUUAAGCAUUCUGAAUAUUUUUGGAAUACUUUAUGUGUACCUUCUCGAGGAAUAUACAAGUGAUGAUCCUUUUAUUUUUUUUAAAACGUCUUGGAUUGGUUCUACUUGUACAAUUGUAACCUCUUUGAUAACCGUUUUUGCAAGAUCAUGGAGUGAACAAUAUGGUAUCAGGCUAACAGCAUUUUUUGGAGCAGCAUUAGGCGUGAUUGGACUGUUUUCCAGUGCUUUCAUGCAACAAUUGGAACUUCUGUAUCUAACGUUUGGCCUCAUACUUGGAGUCGGUGGGGGAUUAAUUUCUUUUACCUCCAUCGUCAUUCUUGAACACUACUUUAAAGAGCAUAUGGGCAUUGCGAUUGGGAUCGUAUCAAUGGGAAGUUCAAUUUGCACAGUUUGCUUAUCAAUUGUUCUUCCGUUUAUCUUAGAAUCUCUGGGCAUCAAAUACACAUUUAUAAUCCUUGGUGGAUUAUAUUGCAUGCUUCUAUUGUGUAGUUUGACAUGGAAACCAUUGUUUCACAGAAAAUCUGAAAACCCAGCAUUACUUUUGUAUAAAGAAACGCACUUUGUCAACAGAUGCAGUUGUUCGACCAAACAUAGACUGAAUUGGAAAAUUUUCAAAAAUCGCACCUAUCUUGUUUGGUUUCUCGGAUUUAUUUUUGCCUUGUUCGGUUACUCUGUACCAAUUGUACAUUUAGUCAAACAUACUCAAGACGCCUUUCCGGGUAGUUAUGCAUUUAUUUUGAUCACCUGCCUACAGAUUACAUCCGGUUUGGGAAGUGUCAUCUUCAAAAAGAUAGCAGACUUUAAAUGUGUCAACAACAUCUACAUGCAGCAAUGCGCUUUUGUAUUGAACGGUGUACUUACUGUAUCUAUUCCUUUUUCAGAGAGCUUUGAAGGACUGAUAAUUAUUUGUCUCCUUCUGGGGGUUUGUGAUGGCAUCAUUAUGUGUUCGGUAGAUCAUACUGUGUUUGACAUUGUGGGUCCCUCUGAUGCAUCACAAGCCACUAGCUUCUUACUGUGUGGAGUUUCCAUUCCAUUUGCUGUUGGGCCUCCAAUGGCGGGUUUGCUAUACGGUCAUCUUCACACGUAUAAAAUAGCGUAUGUGGUAGCCGGUGUUCCACCUAUUAUAGGUGCAAUUAUUAUGUGCAUCAUUCCAAGAGUCCAAGGGAGCAGCCCUGCUAGUACAGAAACAUACGCGUUUGGUUCUACUACAAUUUUAGACAUUGAUCUUGCCAGUCCAAGUAAAUUAGGUUCACGCAAAGGGUACAGUCCUGAUGAUUAA
Molecule: messenger RNA, 1413 nt
Organism: Saccostrea echinata
Lineage: Eukaryota; Metazoa; Mollusca; Bivalvia; Ostreida; Ostreidae
Product: monocarboxylate transporter 10-like
Exons: 6
Coding region: 1-1413 (470 amino acids)
Biological process (GO): transmembrane transport
Molecular function (GO): monocarboxylic acid transmembrane transporter activity
Source: RefSeq, a predicted model, not a curated record